This is a messenger RNA of Electrophorus electricus (electric eel), 1110 nucleotides long. RefSeq names its product FOS like 1, AP-1 transcription factor subunit b (gene fosl1b). NCBI's taxonomy places the organism in Eukaryota, Metazoa, Chordata, Actinopteri, Gymnotiformes, Gymnotidae. Gene Ontology annotation, biological process: regulation of transcription by RNA polymerase II. Gene Ontology annotation, molecular function: DNA-binding transcription factor activity, RNA polymerase II-specific; RNA polymerase II cis-regulatory region sequence-specific DNA binding. Gene Ontology annotation, cellular component: nucleus. The record is from RefSeq and is a predicted model, not a curated record.
AUGUCAGCACGACUGGACCUGAAUAACGCUGUGCAGAUUCAGAAAAUCAUGGAUACCACCACAUCUACCCCUAACCUCGAUACUGUCACCUCUAGCACAGAUAAUCAGUGGAUGCUUGAGUCUUCUCUAGUCUCAGAAGUAGAGUCCACCUGGGAGUCAUUAUCCUCAUUAUUGCCCAUCACACUAUCAAGCUGCCCCUGCCUAACACACGCUUCCAGUCCAGACCUGCUCCAUGCUGUGUCAGUGGACAGCUCUGAAAGUGUGGACAAGGGCCACAUGUAUGAACAUAGGUACAAUGAGGAGUGUGAGAGGAGGAGAGCUCGCAGGGAAAGGAACAGAAUAGCAGCUGCUAGGUGUCGGGAUCGUCGCCGCAUGCUUAUGGAUGCAUUACAAAAUGAGACCGAACAUUUGGAGCUUGUGAAGUCUCAGCUAGAGGAGGAGAUUGCUGGGCUUGAAAGAGAGAGAGAGAGGCUGGAGUUAGUUCUGGAAGCACAUAGACCUGUCUGUAAGAUGGAUGACACUAAUCCUGAAUAACUCAACACUUAGCAAGUUCAGAACUGAGUCUGCAGGUUCAGACCAGUCCUAUUAUUCUGUGUAUAAUCAAAGUUAAAAGGUAAUUGUCACCAUGUUUGUCUAAGUGACAUUACAUUUUGUAUGUAUAUUGUUUUUAUCUGAAUAGCACUUUUAUUUCAGUUUCACAUUAUUUUAUUUCUUUUUAUUUUCCCCUUUCAUUUUUCACUAAUUUAGAAAACUAAUCCCCAAAGUCUGACAUGCACUUGUACAUCAUGGAGCUGGACUGGUAUAGAUGUAUGAUUUCAAUGUCUGUCUAAAAGCUAUAUAUGUGAUACAAGUAUAUACAGUAUAUUCUCAGUGAAACACAAGUGAUACUUAGUCCCUUGCAAGUAAUGCUGAUCUUAGUAAUACUGAUCUCAGUUCUUGCAAUUAUUAAUUUCAGUUAAUGGUAAUAAGUUGUUAUUCGUAAAUGUUUUGGAUACGCGUCUAAUCUAUAAUAAAUCGAAAUCAUUACUGAAUUGUCGCAGGCACAAAGUCCCGUUGAACUUCAUGCCACAGCAGUAGGUGGCAGUAUAAAACUGUAAGAUGGUCCUACGA